AUGGUUCAUGAGUCUUCCAAAUGUGCAAAAUCCCCUGUCCAGCAAAUAUCUUAUUACCAACUACAAAUUCCAUUCCCCCCUCGCCUGAAACACCACAACACCCACAAAGCUUUAUCAAUGGCGGAUGUUUCCUACUUCCGCGACGACGACGACAAUGACGAGGGGCAGGACGUUCUAGUAUCCUUUUCUCAAUGGCCCGAUGAUCUUGACGGAUUCGACGUUUACACUCCAGAUCUCGACAUCCCUUCCUCCGAAGAUCUCUUUUGCGCCCGAAGAUGCGGUCUUGAUCGUAAUUCAUCUCUCGAUCGAGAGACCCAGGCAAAUUUCGUAAUCGACAUGUUCCAUCAACGCGUUGAGCAAUCGCAAUCGCAACAGCAACUGCAUUCUAUGUCGCGUUUAAGUGAAGAGAACCACCGCUUGGUUCGGUCUGAUCGGAAUUCGGGGGUUGUUGAAGGAAAUGAAGAUGGGAAUUCGAAUGAAUUUGAGGUGGAUUUUGGGUCAGAAUUAGGGUUUCAUGUAGAAAAUCAUGAUGAUAACCAUAACCCUAGUGGUAGAGGCGUCGAUGAUGAUUACUCUGGGUUUACGGUUGCUGAUACCGGGGACGAAAUGUUUGUAUCCAGACGGAGAAUCGGUCGAUCGGAAUCCAGCCGUUCAUCUAUCGAUUCAGGUGCUCCUGAAUUUUUCAUGGGUGGGUUGACGGUGACUGAUAUAGUGUCCGAUUCCUUCGAAUCCGGCGGCGGCGAGGUGGAGAAUGGUCCCGACAUGGAUAGAGUUAGAGACUAUGAUGACGAAACUAGUCUUCACCUUUGCUGGGAUUCUUUCCAUCUAGACGAUGAUAACACAACACCGAAUCCAAACAGCAACAUUAAUGGAGAUUUCGAUUGGGAGGAAGUGGAUGAACACGAACGAAUCGACGGAAGGGAAUUAAGCAUGUUUUUUGGUGCAGAAGCUGACGACGAUGCAUCUGUUCUACCAGGAAUCCCUCCUAGAAAUCACGAAUCACACCAAGAAGAAGAAGAAGAUCGAGAUGGAUCGGAUUGGGAAGUUCUAUUGAAUGCUCAAAACUUCGAACAAUAUCCAGAUGUAUCAGGUGAGUACGAUGAAUACAAUUACACAGAAUAUGAAAUGUUCUUCGGGCAAUUUGCCGAUAGCGAUGUUUCAUCUUUGGGUCGACCACCUGCUUCCAAAAAAGCAGUGGAGAAUCUUUCAACUGUUGUUAUAAGUGAAGAAGAUAUUGAAAAGAACAAUACCACCCUUUGUGCUGUAUGUAAAGAUGAAAUUAGUGUUGGAGAAAUGGCGAAAUUGCUACCUUGUAAUCAUCGUUACCAUGGUGAUUGCAUAGUGCCAUGGCUGGAGAUUAGGAACACCUGCCCUGUUUGCCGCCAUGAACUGCCGACAGAUGAUGCUGAUUAUGAACGCAGGAAGCUGGAAAGGAGUGUUGGUGUACACUGA
This is a messenger RNA of Lactuca virosa, 1452 nucleotides long. The record is from the annotation of a GenBank genome assembly. Lineage: Eukaryota; Viridiplantae; Streptophyta; Magnoliopsida; Asterales; Asteraceae.